This is a messenger RNA of Rotaria socialis, 7173 nucleotides long. The record is from the annotation of a GenBank genome assembly. NCBI's taxonomy places the organism in Eukaryota, Metazoa, Rotifera, Eurotatoria, Philodinida, Philodinidae.
AUGGUGUCAACACGUGGUUCUUUUGUAGACGAACGCGAAGAUAUUCAAAAGAAAGCCUUCACUAAAUGGAUUAAUAAUCAAUUAAAUAAUUCAAAUUCAAUACCGACUAUAACUAAUCUAUUUCAAGAUUUACGCGAUGGGGCUGUUCUACUUCGACUACUCGAAACGCUUACUGGAAAUGAAUAUAAACGAGAAAUUGGGAAGAUGCGCGUACAUCAUAUUGGUAAUGUGAAUAAAGUCAUUGCUGUACUUGGAGAGUAUGGUAUAAAACUUCUAAGUAUUUCAUCAAAUGACAUUGUUGAUGGAAAUCCAAAGCUGACACUUGCACUUAUAUGGUCCAUAAUUCAAUAUUGGCAAGGCAAAGAUGUAUUGAAAUCUGUCGUACCAAAUCCAGAACAGACAAAUAUUGAGAAAUUCCUUCUUUCUUGGUGUCAACAACAAACAAAAGGAUAUAAAGGUGUUGCCAUUAAAGAUUUUACUCAUAGCUGGCAAGAUGGUCUUGCUUUUAAUGCUCUUAUUCAUAAAUUUCGGCCUGAUCUAUUUAAUUAUGACGGUAUUUUACAAGAGACAUCUGCUAAAAAUCUUGAACAUGCAUUUAGUAUUGCUAAAAAUGUCUACAAAAUUGAUCGAUAUCUCGAUGUUGAAGAUGUUCUCUCUGAAUAUCCGGACAAAAAGUCCAUAUUGAUGUAUAUUAUGUGCAUGUUUCAACAAAUGCCGACGACUCAAAUUGUUAUUAUAGAUAAUGAAGAAAAAGGACAACCGAUGAUGAAAAAUGGAAAUAUGACUGUGUCGAUGGAGUCAAAGUUUCCAUUCGGAAGAGGUUCACUGCAAUCUGAUACUUCACUAAUAACAACUCCUUUUACACCAUCGACAAACGAGUUUCCUCCUGUAUUCCAAUCAGCUGAGAUGACAACAUAUCAAACAAACAUGGAAAAUACUCUUCGUUGGAUUCUUAAACUUGAAGAUGAACUUGAUAGACAAGAUAAUAUUGCCACAAACGAUCUUAAACUUGUUAAAGAUCAAUUUCAAAAACAUGAAAAUUUUAUGAUAAAUCUAACCAAAGAUCAAAACCAAAUUGGUCAAGUACUUUCAGAAGGAAAUCAAUUGUUAACGUCAUCAAAUACGGACUUACAACCACGAGAAGAAAAUGAAAUAAAAGAACAAAUGAAAAUUCUUAAUCGUCAAUGGGAAUCAUUACGCGCUAAAUCACUUGAGCGUCAAUCUAAUCUUCAUAAAAUGUUAAUGAAACUUCAAAUUGAUCAAAUUGAAUCUUUCGACACAUGGCUUUCUCUAGCGGAAAAACGCAUAACAUCACAAUUAAAUUCCAUGGAACCAGAUUUACCCGGUGUUGAACGUCAAUAUCGUUUAUUAGCUCAAUUACAAGACGAACUUGUUGCUCAACAACAAAUGACUGAAUCAUUACAAAAUAUGGUUAUUGUUAUUGAUGAUUCAUCAGCUAACGGUACCAAUAAUCUAACAUCAAAAUAUACAUCUACAGAGAUCGAAAGUAAACUAUCAAAUCUAAGCGAACGUUGGGCAAAUAUGUGUACGUUUGUUCAAAAUCGGUGGAUACAAUUACAAGAAGUUAAAAUUGAACUCGAACAAGUUCAAUUCAGUCUAGAAAAAUUUAUCCGAUGGAUAACACGUAAAGAAGAUGAAGUUGCUAAAAUGAUAACCGAACCAAAUCUUAGUGACACAGAUAUACUCAUGCAGCAAGCUCAUGCCAUUAAGAAAACAGAACUAGAAAUGGAUGAUAUUCGUCAAUGUAUUCUUGCAUUAGAUCGCAGUCUAAAAGUGUUAAGUGGUUAUUAUGAUAAUGAAAACUCGAAUCAUUUGAAAAAUUUAAACAGCCAAAUAAAUACAUUUGAACAACGUUGGGCAAAACUAAUUGAUAAUCUUGAACUAUGUUCAGCACGUUUAAGAAAAUCUACGAUAAAUAUUGAAACAAAAGUUAAAACGAAUAGUAAACCAGAAAACGACACCAUACAACAAACAAUAAUAACAACCGUCGAAGAAACAACAGUUGAACAACGAAAAAUUCCACACGAUAAUUCACUGAGACAAGAAUUUGAUUUAUCAGCUAGAAAAUUCAUUGAUUGGAUGGAUAGUAUUGAAAAGAUACUAGACGAUAAACAAUUGAAUAAUCUAAAUCGAAACGAUGUACAAGAUAUUGUUCAAGAAGUUAAAACGAAAUAUUUAUCAUAUGAUGAUCAAUUUAAAGCGUUAAUUCAAACCGGCCUUACAAUAACAAAACAAUUAAAAGAGACAAACGAAAAAGUAUCUGAUCAUGAAUCAUUUUUACAUACACUUGAACGACGUUGGCAAGAACUUUUCAAACAAAUAAUUAAUUGCGAACGAAAUACUGAACAAUUAGUUCUUUCAUCGAAAUUCGAUGAAGAAUGUCAAGCACUUACGAAAGCUUUGACUGAAUAUCAAACAUGGAUUAAUUCAGCAGCAUCGACAAGUUCAUCGGUUGAAAUGCAGGUCAAAUCGAAAAGUUUUCAAUCAUAUAAUGAACGUCUUGCCAGUUUACGACGUAUGGCUAGUCAUAUUGAUACAAAAACGGUUCAACGAACAGACGAAUUGUUACGUUCAUGGGAAGAAACACAUAAACGACUACGUGAGCAUUGUAAUCGGAUUGAAUCUAUACAGCAGCCAUCCGGAACUACCGGUUUUGGUGCUACUUCAUCCCAUCGUACAGUCGUGUCGCCAGUACUGAAAAGCGCAACUAUAACGGAAAUGAGUGAAGCAACAUCGUCAUCAGCAACAGCAACAGCAACUAGAAAUACUUCAAAUGUUGGCACAACAGGAAAUGAAAAUGGGAAUGUUUUUACUUUAACAAAUAUUUAUACAUUUGGUGAUCAAGGAAAUGCGAAAGCGAAUACAACAUCGGAUAAAUAUCGUGUAAAAUCGUUUGUUGAAGUAUUUGAUGCACCAACAUCGGAACAGCGAAUUGGAUUCGAACGAAAUUAUAAUGAAACAUUUUCUUCAUCAUCCGUAAAACGACAAAUUCUCACGAGUUCUAAUGAUACGCAUGAUUAUUAUGAACCAUCGAAUUUUUCUCGUCAAUAUAAAACAACCGAUGCUUCUUUAACAACUUAUGCAACAGAUGAGCUUGGCAGUGUGACAACGCUUAGUAAUGCCUCAUCAUUACCACCUAAUUUCUUGGAGACACAACGUAAAUUACGUCAAUGGCUUGAAGAAAUUGAACAAAAAUUACUAAAUGAUAAAGUCCGCAUUUGUGAUUUACAAGUAAUCGACGCAAAGAAAAAAAUGUACAAAGAUUUACUUGAUCAAACACUCGAACGAGAACGUACUAUGGAAGAACUAAAUCUCAAUGCGCGAGAACAGUAUACAAAAGUACCCGCCGAUGCAGCCCGACGUUUACAAGAAGAGCUAAAUAAUUAUCAAGAUCGAUUAUAUGACGUUAAAAUGUUUUUAACUGAACGUCUAACAAAAUACAGUCGAGUCGAUAAAACAUUAACUGAUUUUGAAAGAGGCAUUGACGAAGUUAAAGUUUGGAUACGUAAUGUUCAGCCACGUUUAAAUACCAAUGAUACUACUUAUGGAGAUUCGCAUGCACUUGAAAAUCAACUGGGCCGAAGUCAAAUUCUUCAACAGGAGAUUCGCGAAAUGCAAACCACAAUCAAUCGUCUAAAUAAAGAUGUUGUUGAUUUAACACAAGAUGCAGAUGAAAAUUUAGCUCGACAUUUACGUGAUCAAAUGAAAGAAUUAAAUGAAAGUUGGAGUCAUAUUAUCAGUUCAACGAAAACAUUUUCGCUGAAUAUUCAGGAGGCACUAAAACGUAAUAAAGCAAUACAUGAGGAAAUUCAAGAAUUAGAAGAAUGGAUUAUGGAUAAAGAACAUGAAGCACCCGCUGACGAUGGACCUAUAUUUUAUCAAGAUCAAAUUCGCGAACGACUUGAACAAUAUCAAAAAGUUCAAAGUGAACUUAGUCUCAAAGAAAAUAUUGUACGAAAUUUAGUUCUUCACGGUCGUCAAGAUUUAAAUCUUCCGUCAUCGUCAGCACCUGAAUUAGCCCAAAGUUUAGAAACACUCGUUUCAAAUUGGACGAAUCUACAAAAGAAAGUUGAUACCAAAGUUGUUUUCUAUACCGAUAUUUAUACAUUACAUGAAGAAUUAAAAAAUUUACUUCAUCAAGAAAAUGUUUGGCUUGAUACAUUACAAAAUAAAAUCUUCUCAUCAACAAAUAACGGAGCUGAUGCCGAAGAGAUCUCCGAAGAACUUGAUACCAUCGAACGUUAUGUUAAAACUCAUUCGAAAACUAGUUACGAAAAAAUCUUUGAAAUGUCCGAUCGUCUUCAAGCAACAAAGGUUUCCUUACCAGCCACCAAUACUCUCACAAAUCAAUUUCGUAUGCGAUGGGAACAAUUGCAUGACGAUGCCUACAAAAAGAUUCAUACACUCAAUUCACAAAUAUCCGAUUAUCAGCAUAUGGGUCAUCAAAUAACAGCUAUGUUUGAAUGGAUGAAACAUACAGAUAGUACACUUAACGCUCGAUUAAAAGAUGAUGUCUACGCCGAUGAUGUACCCGGAGAAGCAGAAAAAUUAAUUAUUGAAUCUAAUCAAUAUGAAGCAUUCUUACGUAGUAUAGAUGAUAAAGUUCAUGUAUUACGCAAUACCGGAAAAACUGAAGCAGCAAAACGACUUGAACAACAAUUGAUUCUUUUAAGAAAUCAAUUUUUACAAUUACAAACGAAAUUUCGACAAUUUCAAAAACCCUCCGAUUUUGAACCGAAACAUGCUAAAAUGCGUCAAAUUUUAAACGAUAUCGAACAAAAUAUUAAUGUAUUGGAAAUUCAUUCUGAUGAUCCUGAUGUUAUUCAUAAUCAAUUAGAACAUUGUCUUAAACUAUAUAAAACUUUAUCAGACAUUAAAUCGGAAGUUGAAUAUGUCAUUCGAACAGGACGUGGUAUUGUUGAAAAACGGCAAAUUGAUGAGCCCAAUGAUUUAACAAAACAAAUUGAUAAAUUAAAAGCACAAUACAAUACGCUUGGAGCUAAAGUAUCAGCAUCGAAAGUUCAAUUAGAUAAUGUUGAACGUCAUUUACGUAAAUUUCGUAAAGAAUACUCACAUAUUCAUGAAUGGUUUGUUAAAGCUGAUAAUGAAAUACGUAAAAUUGAAAAUAAACAAAUAUCAAAAAAUACAAAAGAAGAAACCGAUUGGAUUCGAACUACACGCAAUGAUAUUAAAAAACUUGAAAACAAUUUUGAAACAUUAAAAAACUUAGAUCGUACAAUACAAAAAGAAGUCGACCGAACAAUGCCAACUCUUCAGGAUAGAAUCGUGGACUUAAAACGGCAAAUCGAUCAAUUAGAUCGACGACUUAAAGACCGAUCGGAAAUAAUAGAGUCUGAAAAGCCACAUCGUUAUCAUAAUUUACUUUAUAUUCCAUUUGGAUCGGGGCAUAAUGCAUCGUCAGGUGCAUCGACAUCGCCAACAGAUCUUAUCCCUAUUGAAUAUGUUAUAUAUCCUAUUGGCAUACGUCAGGGUCAAGUACGUAAAUUAGAAGAUGAAUAUCAAAGAUUCAUUCAUAUCUACCAAGAAAUAAUAAUGCGUUUGGAAAAAUUGGAAACAUUAUUAUCUGAUGCUGAACGUAUUGUUGAUUUGAAUAGAAUUUCGCAAGUGCAAGACGAAUUACGAAGUGUACGAACACAACUCGAUGAACUACUCAAUCUUGGUCAAGACCUUGUAUCAAAAAGUGAAAAAUACAGCAAACUUGUUGCUCCCGAUAUCGAAAAUAUUACAAGAAAAUUCGAAGAAUUACAACGUCGUAUUAGAAUUAUUCAGGAGACACAAGAAAAGCGUUUGAGAGAACAACAAAUUCAACACGCGUCGACUGCUACAACGACAACAGCAGCCACAACAACGACAACAACGAAUAAUAUUCAAGAGGAUCAUCAUGAUGAUUUACAACGAGAGCAUUAUUCAGAAAAAAGAUAUAAUCGUUUUCAUCGCGAAUCCCGUCGAUCACCAUCCGAAUCAUCGGAUAUCAGUACCGCACAUGGUGUUAUCGAUGAAGAAUUUAAAAAGAAAUAUUUACGCUGUUUGGCUUACAUGAAAUUAAUUGAACGUUUGUAUGAAAAUCAACCAGAAACUGAUGAAGAAUCCGAAACAGUACAUCGACGAUUAUCUAGACGAGAACGAACACUUCGUGAACGUCCAGAAUAUGAAGAAAUUGAAAAAAUUAUACGCGAAACCGAAGAACGUGCUUAUGUUAUUGAAAAAACCGAUGUUGAUCAAGCUAAUCGUAUACGAGAAAAAAUUCAUCGAUUAAGAGAUUGCCUGGAGAAUCUUAAAUAUCGUUCAAAUCACUAUCAAAAUACCGAUGAAGUUACUCGAUAUGAAGAACGUGUUCAAGCAGCAGACAGAACAGUACCAAAAGAACGGGAAUUCGACUCCGACUUUAUCUAUGAUAUUGACGAUGCACGUUCAGUUUUCAGCGAACCAGCACCACAAUUUAAUGCAAAAUACCGUAAAGCUGUUCAUUCGCUCGAUCGCUACAAAAUCGAUGAUCAAACUCGUUAUGUUCCAACGAGUGAAGAAUAUCAUCUACAACCAUUAUUACGUGUACGUAGUUUGAAAGCAAUCGAUCAUCACACAAUAAGUGCACCAUCAUCGCCUGUAUUACAAGCACGCUAUCGUUCGCACGAACGUCCAAAUGCUUACUAUAGAAAGCAAUACGUAGCAAAUCAACAAGGAUAUCAAGAUAAUUAUCAACAUAAUUCAAUAUCAAAAUCGGCCAGUAUGCCAAAUGGUGGUUUUCCUGUACAAGGCGGUUGUGUUCCUCAACAGCCCGUACUCUAUCGUGAACGUGUAAUUGAUCGACAUGUUGCUGAACGAAAUGCAUCAAGUGGCGAAUCUCAUCGACAAAAACAACGAGAAUCAAGCGGUUCAACGCAAGCUAAUUCAGCUGCUCUAUCCGGACAAACACAAGCAAUUCAUCGAACAUUACCUGUUCGUUAUGAAGCAGCAAAUAGUGCUUCAUCCAGUUAUCGACAUACAAAUGGUUAUAGACAUGAACCGUAUCCAACAUAUUUUUAUAAUGAACAGCAACAACAACAACAAGCUGGUGGCCGAUCGAGCAGUUAUCGUCAACCGCCUUAUGCACCUCAUACUGUUGGACCGCAUCCAACACGAAUUGUUUAUUAA